AUGAAGCAGAAGUCAGUAGAUUCAUUGGACGCUUAUAUGGCGUCUUUAGCGCUGCCGUCAAGCAAUCAGUUAAUGUCUAUGGCUCAAGCAAGAGCCGAGUACAAUACGAAUCGCUCAGCUGUUUGUAAUGGCGUCUCCGUGGUUGUAAAAAACCGCCGCUAUCGACAUCUACAGCAGCUGCUGGAGGAAGACAUUUCUAAGAACCACUUUUUCUCGGACGCCAUGAUGCAGCAGCGGAGCCCUGCGCUCUUCCACUUUUACUUGGGGCAGUAUCUAGGACUUGACAGACGAGCUAAGUCGUCGUCACUAGAUGAGACAAAACAUACAUUGUCCUCCUUCUUGAUGGACACUUGUCAACGCAGUGAGAUGGAAGCUCGACGGAUGGCGGAGCAAGAGACUUGGGGACAUUUUAUUGCUGCAGAUGAAGAAAGAGAACAGAUUCGACUCCAGCAUUUGUAUGCAGACGAUAAUAUUGAGAAAGAGAAGGAAGAGGAGGAAGGGGAAGAAGAAGAUGCAGUUGUGUUUACAACCGACGAACGACGAAAACAACUCAUACAGAUCAUGAGCACUAGAUUUCUUCAUGGUGAGGACGGAGAGUACGUCAAUUAUGCAGAGAUUGAUGCUGACGAGACCCUCGAUGACUUGGUUGAGAUGCAACGCGAUGCAGAAGAUCGCUACUUCGCAGACGGAAGAGACACAGUUUAUUGA
Peronospora farinosa is the source of this 708-nucleotide messenger RNA. Lineage: Eukaryota; Oomycota; Peronosporomycetes; Peronosporales; Peronosporaceae. The record is from the annotation of a GenBank genome assembly.